UGUUAGUUUCAAGUCGCACGUUUCGAGUAAGGCUAACAUUGUUAAAUUGCUUUUAUAAUUGUUACAAAUAAACUGUUCUCGUUAGAGAAUGUCGGAGUUUGUUCCUCCCGCAAUUAAAAAACUAAUUCCAUUAAUAAAAUGUCGGGUUCGUUACGAGAAAAGGUUGUUGUCCACUCCGGAAGGACCUUACGGAAGAUUGUUGAAACUGAGAGACGUUGUAAAUGCUGUAGUGAAACACGAGAGGAUCGAAUUGAAUCUGCAAAAAGCGGAUGAAGCCAGAGGAUAUAUCGAAAGAUUGGACACUAGACAAGAUCCACAGAACCAGACAGUUUGGUUCAAAAUAGGACAGUUGGCAAUCCUAGCUAUUGCAGAUAGCUGUCGCGAGUGUCCAAUUCCUUUCCAUCGUCGAGAAUACCCAGAUGGGAGAUGCACGUGCGAUUGUUUCGAUCGCCAAAGACCCUGUUUAAGGAUCAAAAGGGGAAGAGAUCCUUUAGCAGAAGUGGAGAGAAGGUGCGUAGAAACUGGUUACUGUCACAUCCCCGACUGCGAGUAUGGAGAGUAUGACAUCACGACCGGGUUGUNACGUGAAGAACAACUUAUUCACAAAUUAUUCAAGGUUCUUGUCCCACGUUACAAUUCUUACAAUGAAUGUUACACUCUUCUGCAUAUGGUACCUAAACAAUUUGAAAAUACAGUAACAGGAAAAGAUAGAAAAAGUUUACAUAUCAGUAAGAGAGCAGUUCUGGAAUUAAAAGGUAAAUUACAGAAUUACAUAGAAACAGAAGAACAACUUAUUCACAAAUUAUUCAAGGUUCUUGUCCCACGUUACAAUUCUUACAAUGAAUGUUACACUCUUCUGCAUAUGGUACCUAAACAAUUUGAAAAUACAGUAACAGGAAAAGAUAGAAAAAGUUUACAUAUCAGUAAGAGAGCAGUUCUGGAAUUAAAAGGUAAUCCAUUUCCUCCCAUGCCUGGUAGAAUUGCACCGAACAACAGAUUCUUAACAAAUAUCUUAUUGAACGAAGCAAAGAAGGAGUUCCUAGCACAAAAAUGUCAAAAACAACAAGAACAAGAAAUGCAUACUGAAUGAUUUGAAGUGAAUAUUUGAAGCGUAGAACAUCAAAACUGUAAAUAAAUCAAAUUUAAUGUUCAAAUAAAAAACUUAUUCCAUAAAACAUUCAUUUAUUUUUCA
Centruroides sculpturatus (bark scorpion) is the source of this 1192-nucleotide messenger RNA. RefSeq lists its product as uncharacterized. Gene Ontology annotation, biological process: translation. Lineage: Eukaryota; Metazoa; Arthropoda; Arachnida; Scorpiones; Buthidae. The transcript is spliced from 7 exons. The coding region runs from base 89 to 1090 and encodes 333 amino acids. Gene Ontology annotation, cellular component: mitochondrial large ribosomal subunit; ribosome. Gene Ontology annotation, molecular function: structural constituent of ribosome. The record is from RefSeq and is a predicted model, not a curated record.